UUCAGCAGCUACCCUCUCUAUCAACUUUACGAAUUCCAAUUCAUUCUCUAUAAGCAAACACUUCGACACUUUCAAUCAGAGAGAAGGACUGAAGGAGGAGACUUGUCUGUAUGAAUUUGUCCUUAACCCUAUUCCUUUCUCGCAUUGAUUUGCUUGGAGAAGUGAAAAAGAAUAUCUGAGGGGAAAAGGAGAGUCGAAAAAAUGGGUCAGGCAUUUCGUCGAGCAGCUGGAAGAAUCAGAGGCCCAGGUGGUGUGGAGCAGACUCCACCAUUAAAAUCCAAGACUGCCGUCGAUCGGACCCCUGUCGCGGAACCUACCGGCCCCGUUCGAAUCACGAGGGUAUCAAAACCCAAUGUUGAUCCUGCUGAUGGAGACUCGAGACUUAAUGCUGAGAAUGUACUGGAAGAACGUGAUCCGCAGUAUGAUGCAAUGCUUACACAAAUGUUGGGUAGGGUUAGAACAAAGCCCGGAGGGAAAGCUGAGAUGGGUGAGGCAUUUGUGGUGGAAAAGCAAAAUAGGCCCAUGCCAAAGCUGCGAAAUACAAAACCAGAUUCUUGGAGGUUCGAAGAAAGACCUGCUCCUCCAGGAACCUUAAACGUAGUACAGCUGCGCCACAUUAUGCUUCUGUACCAGGGCAAGGCUGAUGAUCACAAUGGGCCUAUGGAUGUUCACCAGAUUGCAGAGAAGUUCCGAAUUGACGAAGCUCAGGUUCAGAGGAUCGUGCAGUUUCUCUCAUUACCUCCUGAGGACAGCGCUAAACAGGACAAACUUCAAUGAGAAUUACUGACUUACACUUGCUCCUUGAAUUACAAAAGGGAUUUUCCUAUUGAAUAAAGGCAUGGUUCCACAAACAAAUUUGGAGACUUGUGGAAGUUGCAUUAGCUGCCAAAAUGGUCAGUUCCCUUUAAUCAUACAGGGUUUAUAUUACUGGGUGUGCCUGCAGGUUGUCUCAAAAGGAGUUAUUUUGUGUAACGGGUAUAAACUGAUAUGGUAUCGACUUUUAUUAUUAGAAGAAAAAAGUAGAGUAACCAGUAAAAUUCAAUCGGUUAUUUAUAAGUUCAUAAACAUAUAAUGAAGAGUGAUAUCACAUCAAUGUAUACUAAUUGUACAAAAUAAGUUCUUAUCCAAAUUUUGUACAAUAAUAUCGGUGGAACAUCGUGGUUAAAGCAUAAAACUUUCCCCAGUUUUCUAAA
Messenger RNA from Carica papaya (papaya), 1193 nucleotides. RefSeq names its product dynein beta chain, ciliary protein. The record is from RefSeq and is a predicted model, not a curated record. NCBI's taxonomy places the organism in Eukaryota, Viridiplantae, Streptophyta, Magnoliopsida, Brassicales, Caricaceae.